AAACGUGAAAACAUAUUCUGAAGGUUUCAAUAUACCUCAGUUCGUUUUAUAUUGCAUAUAAAUGUAUUGUGAUAAGAAAUUGCCUUGAAAUAUUUUUCUUUUUGUUUAACAGCAAUAUGAUUGAAUAAACGCGUAUAACAUUUACAUAUAAAAACCUAAAAGAAAUGAUACUCAGUUUGAUAAAUAGCAUUUUAGUGACCAUUACUCUAUCGUGGGCAGCCAGAUGGCCCGACCCAAAAACUGACCCUUUAGUAUUCAUCGCAAAUCCAGUAGAAGCCGAAAUGCCUGGUCAUUGGAUCCCUCUAAGCGUGGUGAAAAUUAUUCUCGAACGCACUUCAACAAAAGCAACGACCAGAACUACGCCGUUUAAGUUGUCACAUAAGGAAAUCAUUGUUUUAGAAACUUCAAGUCCUGAACCAACAGUGACAUCUAGUGAAACAACAGUGGCAACAACAACAGAGUCAACUACUGAAGCUGUUACAGCCGAAUCUACAGAAAAACCAACUGAGGCUCCGACAGAACCACCAAUAGAAUCUACUGCGGAAACAGUUACUGAAGCAACCACGACCACAGAAGCACCAACCGAAACUACAACGACCACUGAAGCGACAACCGAGGCUAUAACGACAACCAAAGCAACAACAACUGAAGAAACAACAACAGAAAAGGCGAAACCUAAACGAGCCAAAAAACCGAUGGACGGGCACGAAAACGGAAAUAUUUAGGGUUCCUAUAUUAAAAGCUGUAGGUGGACAUGUAAUUGUUGAUUAUUAAGUUUUUUAUUAAUACUAAUAUAUGUAUUUAAGUCGUCCUGACAUUUCUUCGUUGUUUCAACCUGACUAAUAAAAAAAUAGUUAUAA
Manduca sexta (tobacco hornworm) is the source of this 860-nucleotide messenger RNA. RefSeq names its product endoglucanase-like. The record is from RefSeq and is a predicted model, not a curated record. Lineage: Eukaryota; Metazoa; Arthropoda; Insecta; Lepidoptera; Sphingidae. Bases 165 to 725 code for a protein of 186 amino acids. The transcript is spliced from 2 exons.